AUGGGCACCCUUGGUCUUGUUGGUUAUGGAAGUAGUGACAGCGAGGAUGAACCAACCACCAGAGGAGCCGGGCCCUCGGCAGCUUCUUCGAAUAAUGCUGCUCAAGAUCGAAAGCUUGCAGCUAACGGAACAACCAAAAUAAGAGAGGUUGAUGCAGCGGUAAACGGCGAUGGAGCGGCUGGCAAAGACAUUGACGAGGACGGCCCGAUGGUAGGUCCUACGAUGCCCGAGCACUUCAACGACCAUGAGCAAGAACAGCCAUUUGAGCCUGAACACCGAAUGUCCGAACGGGAGACUAUUCAUGAUCUCACACAGACGACUCAUCCCAUGACGUCCAUGCCGCCGUCGCCUCCCGGUUCCCCUGAUCCAGCACUCAAUGCAAAAUUCAGACGAUUCCUGGAACUGAAGGCGAAAGGAGUUCACUUCAAUGAAGACCUGGCAAAUAAGUCAACCUUCAGAAAUCCAGGCAUCCUGGCUACCAUGAUCACACGGGCAGGCCUAGAAGACCGUGAUCAGUACAAAACUUCGCUGCCUGUGGAUGUCUUCAAUCCCGGGGGAUUUCCCGCUGCUGCGUACAAGGGAGAACUUCUACGCAGUCAACAGGAUCUGAGAGAACAAGAACAGGCGGCUAAGAAGACCCUCUCAGCGACCGGAAAGAGAACCAUCGAGUUCGCUUCCGCGGGGACUUCUGCCAGCUCCAGUCGAGAAUCGACAGCCGAAACGCCAAAUAAACGAAAACGGCCCUGA
Cladophialophora carrionii CBS 160.54 is the source of this 747-nucleotide messenger RNA. RefSeq lists its product as uncharacterized. Lineage: Eukaryota; Fungi; Ascomycota; Eurotiomycetes; Chaetothyriales; Herpotrichiellaceae. Gene Ontology annotation, biological process: regulation of DNA-templated transcription. Gene Ontology annotation, cellular component: nucleus. The record is from RefSeq and is a predicted model, not a curated record. The coding region runs from base 1 to 747 and encodes 248 amino acids. The transcript has a single exon.